This is a messenger RNA of Candidozyma auris, 2850 nucleotides long. RefSeq names its product coatomer subunit beta (gene SEC26). The transcript has a single exon. Bases 1 to 2850 code for a protein of 949 amino acids. Gene Ontology annotation, biological process: intra-Golgi vesicle-mediated transport; intracellular protein transport; endoplasmic reticulum to Golgi vesicle-mediated transport. Gene Ontology annotation, cellular component: cytoplasm; COPI vesicle coat. The record is from RefSeq and is a predicted model, not a curated record. Gene Ontology annotation, molecular function: structural molecule activity. Lineage: Eukaryota; Fungi; Ascomycota; Pichiomycetes; Serinales; Metschnikowiaceae.
AUGUCUGAUUCUGGUUUCAUGCUCAUCUACGAGCCAAAUACCGCGUCAAAAACCACGGUGUCAGAAUUGAAACUGCUUUUGGAAAAGAGCAAAGAUGAAGCUAAAAUUCUGGCAAUGAAGCGAAUUAUUACAACCGUUUUGAACGGCGAUCCGAUGCCCGAAUUAUUGAUGCAUAUUAUUCGGUUCAUCAUGCCUUCCAGAAAUAAGGAAUUAAAAAAAUUGUUGUACUUCUACUGGGAGGUAUGCCCGAAAUUGGACAACCAAGGCAAGAUGAGACAUGAGAUGAUCUUGGUCUGCAAUGCUAUUCAGCAUGAUUUACAGCAUCCCAAUGAGUACAUCAGAGGUAAUACAUUGCGCUUCUUGUGCAAGUUGAAGGAGCCUGAGUUGUUGGAGACCUUGAUUCCUAACGUUCGUCAGUGUUUGGUACACAGACACGCUUAUGUCAGAAAGAAUGCGAUAUUUGCAUUAUACUCCAUUUAUAGAGUUUCUAACCAUCUUAUUCCUGAUGCCCCAGAGUUACUUUACAGUUUCUUGUUGGAGGAGUUCGACUCUGUAUGCAAGAGAAAUGCCUUUGUUUGCUUGAGCGAUUUGAGCAGAGACGCUACUUUACUGUACAUUCAAGACAAUGUCUAUCAGAUUGAGAAUCUAGACUCACUUUUGCAAUUAGCUUUUGUGGAGUUCAUUCGAAAGGAUGCUCAAACUGCUGUUACUUUGAGACAGCAGUAUGUGCUUUUGAUAUCAGAAAUUAUUGAAUCUUCAUCUAAUGUCGUGGUUUAUGAAGCUGCGAUCACAUUAACGGCAUUGUCUGCGUCUACCGAGUCUAUGCUAUUGGCCGGUAAUAAAUUCGUGGAACUCGCGACAAAAGAGGCCGACAAUAAUGUGAAAAUUAUCUCGUUAGAACGGUUGGGUGAAUUAAACCGAAAGAGCCCUGGGGUCUUGCAGGAUUUGUGCUUGGAUAUAUUGGGUGUGUUGUCCACCCAUGAUAUCGAUGUCCGUCGCAAAGCUCUUGACGUGACUUUGCAAUUGAUCACAAGCAGAAAUGUCGAAGACGUUGUAAAAUUGCUCAAAAAGGAAUUGCAAAGAGUUUCUAACGCAAGUGAAGACAGUGCUGCUGAGUAUCGCCAGUUGUUGGUGAAUGCAAUCCAUAAGCUAGCAAUUGACUUUAGUGAAGUUGCGACAAAUGUCAUUGACUUGCUUUUGGAUUCAAUCGGUGACCUUACAAAUGCAGCAGCAUAUGACGUGAUAACAUUUGUUAAGGAAGUUGUUGAGAAGUUCCCUGACUUGAGGGAAUCGAUUAUUCACAAAUUGAUUAAGAGUUUGCCGGAGGUCAAAUCCGGGAAAGUUUUUCGCGGUGCAUUCUGGGUUUUGGGUGAAUACUCAUUGAGCGAACAGUGCAUAAAGGAUGCCUGGAAAUUUGUGAGAUCUAGUAUUGGAGAAGUGCCAAUGUUAGCCAGCGAAAAAAGGCAUCUAGACGGUAAUGCAGUGGAAGUCGAUAAUUCUGACACUGACAACGCUGAAUCAAGUAAGUCAAAAAGAGGACCUGUUGUUUUGCCAGAUGGCACUUAUGCUACUGAAAGUGCUUUGCUUCCUUCCAAUGAUUCGAAUGAAGACGCAAACGCCUUACGUGUCCGUAAACUUAUUUUAAGUGGCGAUUUCUACUUGGCGUCAGUGUUAUCCUCGACCCUUGUAAAAUUCGUCUUAAGAUUAGGACGCCUAAAGACGGCAGAGAGAAAUUUGAAUGCAUUAAAGGCGGAGGCGCUCUUAAUUAUGGUGUCCAUAUUACGUAUCGGUGAAUCAGGUUUUGUGGCUAGAAGAAUUGAUGAGGAUUCAGCUGACAGAAUCUUAUCAUGUAUCAGAUUCUUGACAGAUGACAAUGAUCGAGAAUCCAUUGAGAAGGGUUUUUUGGAGGACACCAAAGAAGCAUACAAAUCUCAAGUUGAGACAGAGCUGAAAAAGCAGGCUGAGGCUCAAGCGAAGGAUUUGCAAGAUAAUGCAGAGCAUGUUGAUGAUGCUAUCGUUUUCAGGCAAGUUGAUAAGAACGGAAGCUCGGUAGCUGCUGUCAACGAUGACCUUAUGCUUGCCUCUGGAACAACAUCUAAAAAGGAAAACUUGUCCUCCCGUCUCAACAAAAUCUUACAGUUGACCGGAUUCUCUGACCCUAUUUAUGCAGAAGCAUACGUCAAGGUUCACCAAUUCGACGUAACGUUGGAAGUAUUGUUAGUCAACCAAACUACCAAUACCUUAAGAAAUCUCUCUGUGGAAUUUGCAACGUUGGGAGACUUGAAAGUUGUGGACAAUGGUGCCACUGCAAACAUCGGCCCUUACGGCUUUUACAACAUUUCUGUUACCGUAAAAGUGACAAGUGCCGAUACAGGAGUCAUUUUUGGCAAUAUUGUCUACGACGGUCAGCAUUCGGAUGAUUCUACCAUCGUCAUUCUCAAUGAUGUUCAUGUAGAUAUCAUGGACUACAUAAAGCCAGCUACGUGUACGGAAAGUGCUUUUAGGAAAAUGUGGAAUGAGUUUGAGUGGGAGAACAAAAUAACUAUCAAGUCCAAGAAGACAUCAUUAAAAGAAUAUUUGGAUGAUCUAAUGGCAGGUACCAACAUGAACUGUUUGACACCGGGGGCUGUUGUUGGGGAACAAUGCAACUUUUUGGCCGCUAAUCUUUAUUCACGUUCGUCAUUUGGUGAGGAUGCUUUAGCAAAUUUGUGUAUCGAGAAGCUGAGCGAUGGAUAUAUUAUCGGACACGUCAGAAUCAGGUCUAAGGGCCAAGGGCUUGCCCUCUCUUUAGGCGAUCGUGUUGCUUCCAUUUCAAGAAAAUCGAAGGAACUAAAAGUUUCUCGCGUUUGA